AACGGCGAUGAAAUUAAACGUGUUAUUCACCGUGAUAGCUCUGGUUGUAGCUAUCUCCGUGGCGGGGGCUGAGAAAGCCCGCUUCGAUAACUAUCGGGUUUAUAGGAUUAGAAUUGAAAAUGUCAAACAGCUGGAAGUGUUGCAGGCCAUCGAACAGCUGGGUGAAGGAUACAGCUAUUGGAGAGAACCGGUGAAUGUGAACACCGAGGUGGAUCUGGUGGUGCCACCGCAUAAAUUUGCGGAAUUCGGUGAAGUGGUGGAGCAGCAUGAACUGCCCGCGGAGUUGACUGUGAGAAACUUGCAGGAACUGUUCGACGCAGAGCAAAAACGUACCGCGAAGCAGGGAUUCGGAUGGAAUGCAUACUACACGCUGGAGGAAAUCUACGCGUGGAUGGAUGAGAUGGUGAAGCAGUAUCCGGAUGUGUUGCAGUCGAUAGUGGGAGGUCGUUCCCACCAGGGCCGCGAAAUCCGGGGCAUAAAAGUUUCGUACAAAGCUGGCAAUCCGGGAGUUUUUAUGGAGGGUACGAUCCAUGCUCGCGAGUGGGUUAGUGCGGCUACCUUGACGUGGAUCUUAAACGAAUUGGUGACCUCGAGCGAUCAGAACGUUAGAUAUGCUGCGGAAAAUUACGACUGGUACUUCUUCCCCGUUACCAAUCCGGAUGGAUAUGUGUUUACCCAUACCUCAAAUCGUAUGUGGAGGAAGACCCGGCGGCAGCAUGGUGUGCUCUGCGUGGGUGCCGAUCCGAAUCGCAAUUGGGGAUUUAACUUUAUGCAGGGCGGAGCUUCGAACAAUCCUUGCAGCGACACCUUCGCCGGACCAACAGCCUUCUCCGAGAUUGAAACCCAAACUCUGUCGCAAUACAUCACUUCCAUUAGGUCGAAGCUUACCACUUAUUUAUCGUUCCACUCUUUCUCACAACUGUUGAUGGUUCCAUAUGGCCAUACCCGGGAUCGAUUGGAUAAUUAUGAUGAAACGAUCGACAUUGCAGCUAAGGCAGUAGCAAAACUGAGAGAGCGUUACGGAACGCAGUACAGAAUCGGGAACAUCGCUGAAGCCAUCUAUAUUGCAUCCGGCGGUAGUAUUGACUGGGUGAAAGGUGUUCACCGGACUCCGCUUGUAUACGUGUACGAACUGAGAGAUACCGGCCGGCACGGAUUUGUGCUGCCUGCCGAUCAAAUCAUUCCCAACUCUGAGGAAACGCUGGAUUCGAUCCUCGUUAUCUUGGAAGAGGGCCAAAAACGAGAACUGCACCGAUUUCAGUAGAAAGGUGUAAUCGAAGCGAUUCAAACGCAUUAUCUAUGUGUUGACAAUCACUCCACCGAUGCCACUGACAUAAAGUUCUUAGAUAAGCUAUCUACCCAAUAAAUGAUACUUCUCAAACACCUUA
Molecule: messenger RNA, 1388 nt
Organism: Toxorhynchites rutilus septentrionalis
Lineage: Eukaryota; Metazoa; Arthropoda; Insecta; Diptera; Culicidae
Product: zinc carboxypeptidase-like
Exons: 4
Coding region: 8-1264 (418 amino acids)
Biological process (GO): proteolysis
Molecular function (GO): zinc ion binding; metallocarboxypeptidase activity
Source: RefSeq, a predicted model, not a curated record